Penicillium soppii is the source of this 1974-nucleotide messenger RNA. RefSeq names its product pheromone-regulated protein PRM1 (gene prm1). Lineage: Eukaryota; Fungi; Ascomycota; Eurotiomycetes; Eurotiales; Aspergillaceae. The record is from RefSeq and is a predicted model, not a curated record. Gene Ontology annotation, cellular component: mating projection tip. The transcript has a single exon. Bases 1 to 1974 code for a protein of 657 amino acids.
AUGGCAUCUGCUAAACGUGAAGCACUUUCCGCAUGUUCCUCGGUGGAAUCCAUGGGCAGUGCAAUGGCGUCCAUGCCUCACUACCUGUCCAGAGGUACCAACGAGCUUGUGGCUUCGUCGGUCGAUGAAUCUAUCUCUGCUCUGAAGUCGGUGUUGCUGAUGACUAUCACGGGUGUUGGAGAAAUCCUCUGGUUCGUCCUUAAUAUGAUGUACUCGACCUAUGCCUGCCUUAUCACAAUGGCUGUCCGUGGCACAGUAGGAGCUGGCAUUGAAUUGGUCAAAGACGCUACCGAGUGGAUCAACAAAACACUUGGUACAAUCAGCAGCGACAUUGAAAGUACUGUCGACAAGUACAAAGACGAGCUGGACUCAUUCCUCGAUGCAAUUAACAAGGUUGCCAGUUUAUUCACCGAUGAGCCCAGUCCGAUUAAUCUGAAUAGUACAAUCAGUGAACUGGAAAAUCUGGCCCUUCCGUCAUCAGUCAACAGCACAAUCGAAAAGCUGGACAGCCUGGUCCUCCCCAAUUUCAAAGAGAUCCAAAACUACACCAAGACAAUCUUCCAGACGCCGUUUCAGGAGGUCAAGGAUCUGGUCAACAAGUCAUUGGGAGCUUACAGCUUUGAUCGGUCUUCUCUGCCCGUCCCUGCCAAGAAACAAUUGGCCUUCUGCGACGAUAACAGUGGAAUCAACGACUUCUUCAGUGGAGUUACCGAUCUGGCUUUGACAGCCCGCAAAAUCUUCAUUGCCGUUCUUGUCAUUGCUGCUAUCCUAGUAUGCAUUCCUAUCGCAUGGCAAGAAAUUCGCCGAUGGCGCUCAAUGAAAGAUCGCUCCCAAUUGGUCCGCAAAGAGGCUCAUGAUCCAAUGGACGUUGUCUAUAUUGUUUCGCGUCCUUACACCGCCGCUACAGGUAUCAAGGCAGCAAGCUUCUUCAGCAACAGCCGCCGACAGAUCCUUGUGCGAUGGGCCAUUGCCUAUGCAACAUCUUUUCCUGCUUUGUUCGUGCUAGCUCUUGCUCUUGCAGCACUGUUCUCCUGCCUCUGCCAGUACAUACUGCUCCAAGCAGUCAAAAAGACCGUCCCCGCCCUGACCGCUGAGGUGGGAGAGUUCGCUGAUAAGAUUGUGGACGCACUGGAAAACGCGUCAACAGAAUGGGCCACCGACGCUAAUAAGGCCAUAAUUAAUCUGGACAACGACUUGAGCAAGAAUGUUUUCGGGUGGGUCAACACUAGCACCCACGCCAUCAACGAAACAUUGAACUUCUUCAUCUACAAUACAUCCAGCGCACUGAACGAGACAUUCAAAGGAACUAUUCUCCAAGAGCCGGUCUACGAGUUGUACGAAUGUUUAAUUGGCUUGAAAGCAGAGUCUCUUCAAAAGGGACUGAACUGGAUAUCCGAGAACGCACACAUAUCUCUCCCUACCCUCCCGAAUGACACUUUCUCUGCUGGCGCCGCAGACAGCCUCAACGAUACCGCCAAUCCAUCGGACAGUUUUCUCGCCAAUGCAGGUGACCAGACGUCUAACAAAAUCACCGAAGUCGUUAUCAGCGUCAUCAACAAGUUACAAGAAGGCGUGCGCAUGGAAGCAAUCAUCGCCACAGCCAUUCUCCUGGUCUGGGUAUUCAUCGUCUUGGUCGGUAUCGCUCGCGCUACGAUGCUUUUCUGGGGCCAUGAGAAGCAUCGUGGCGAAGGAGGCUUGGGCCAUGUUAUGGACCCUGUUCCUCGAAAUGGUCCACCUGGUGAUCGAAAUGGUGUCGCUGAUAUUCCGCUCACUGCAUACCCCAAGGAUGUAUAUGAAAGAGGACUUGUCGCUCCUCAGUAUAGGGAAGCGAGCUCCGCGCCUAUUCAUGACGACUCAUCUUCCGAGAAUGAGAAGAUUGAGUUUGCCAGGCAGAGGAAUUGUGAUGAUAAUGUAAAGGUAGAACCCGCUCCUGGCGUGCAGAGUGGCUACAUUGACUACGAUGCGAAACGAUGA